CAGAAAGCUGUUGGUUAUUCGAAUUUCAAACUCAUUUUCUAAAUUAAAAUCAACAACACAGAAACAACAAAAUGCAAAUGAAUCAGAGUUAAUCGCACAGUUGUUCUACUUGGGAUUGUGAUGAAAAUCGAAAAGUGAAGAUUGAUUGGGUGGGAUUGGAUUGGAGCUCUUUUCGUGGUCGACCGUCGAGCUUGUGGAAGUAGCGUUUUGGUGGUGGCUACGUAGUGGUUGGUAUAUUUGCAGCGGACUAGUUACUUUUAUCUUAUUCUUCGAAGCUUCCGACGAAUCUUGAAUUGAUCAUGGCGAGAUCACCACCUUCCUUCACAAACCUAAUCCUCCGCCGCCCAACUCCUCGUACCCUCCAAAACCCUAAUUCCCAAAUCCGAAACAUUGGUGCUAGCAACGAUGGAACAGAAUUCAAUCAGCAAAACCAAGACCCAAUAAAUUCCAAUCGGUAUGACAAUCAAAACUUCAUUGAAAUUGCCAGAGAGGUUUCGAAAAUCAUUCGAACCCGACCCAGAUGGGAACAGACAAUUCUCUCUGAUUUUCCCACCAUAAAUUUUGGGGAUCCUCAUUUUUUCCGUGAGGUCUUGAUGCACCAAAAAAAUGUGUUUUUGUCGCUUCGGUUCUUUAAUUGGGUUAGCUCUCAAAAUGGGGUUUUGCCAGAUUCGUUGCUGUGUAAUGAGAUUUUUACCGGUCUUGUGGAGGCUAAGGCUGCUAAUGCAGCAAGGAAUUUUCUUGAUUCUACUAAGUUUGGGCCAGAACCGGCUUGUUUGGAGGCUUACAUACAAUGUUUAUGUGGAAAUGGGUUGAUUGAAGAAGCUAAUGAUGUGUUUGAUCAGUUGAAGAGGAUGGGAAAGUGGCCGUCUCUGGUGACAUGGAAUUCGGCUUUAUUGGGUGCAAUUAGAGCUAGACGAACUGAUCUUGUUUGGAAAUUGUAUGUUGAUAUGAUCGAAUGUGGUGUUAUAGUGGAUGUUGACACGAUUGGGUAUCUAAUUCAAGCAUUUUGUAUUGAGGAAAAAUUUAUCAAAGGUCAUGAACUCCUACGGCAAGUUUUGGAAGAUGGGCACGUUCCUAGUAAGGUCUCUUUCAAUAGAUUGAUGUCUGGGUUUUGUAAGGAUAGGUGUUACAAUAAAGUAUCAAUACUUCUUCAUACAAUGAUUGCAAAAAAUCAUGCUCCGGAUAUAUACACUUACCAGGAAAUUAUACAUGGGUUAUGCAAGAGAAAAAUGAGGCAUGAAGGUUUUCGGAUUUUUAAUGAUCUUAAGGAUAGAGGGUAUGUUCCAGAUAGGGUCAUGUAUACCACAAUGAUUAAUGGUCUUUGUAAGAUGAAAUGGCUGGGGGAUGCGCGGAAGUUGUGGUUUGAGAUGAUUCAAAAGGGAAUCAUUCCCAGUGAGUACACAUACAAUGCACUCAUCUAUGGGUUUUGCAAAACUGGUCAAUUUAAUGAAGUCCGGAAGCUUUAUAAGGAGAUGUGUGACAGAGGUUACAGCAAGACCACAGUGAGUUACAACACCAUGAUUAGCGGGUUGUGCUUACACGGAAGGGUAGAAGAAGCUCAUGCCUUGUUCAAACAGAUGGAUGAGAAUGGUAUCACUCGUGAUUCCAUCACAUACAAUUCUCUGGUUCAGGGUUUCUGUAAGGAAGGGAAGAUAGUCGAGGGUACAAAGUAUUUAUAUGAACUUCUAGAGCAGGGUUUGCAGCCAACAACUUCCUCUUGUACUGUGCUAAUCGAAAAACUUUGCCAGUUGGGGCACAUGGAUGAAGCAAAAACAUUGUGGAAAGAUAUGCAGGAUAGGGGUGUGAAACCAGUGGCGUGUAAUAAUGACUCGAUCCUAAUUGGGUUGAGUGAACAAGGAUAUGUUGCAGAGGGGAUUGAAUGGUUGGCCACUAUGCUAAAGAGUAGGCUCAAACCCCAGAAAGAAACUUUUGAGAGACUAGUUCAAGUUCUCUCACAAGGAGAUAAGUUGGAUGAUGCUUUACUGGUGUUGGGUUACAUGUUUAAAAUAGGUUAUGCACUCAGUGAAUGUGUUUGCCAUUCUCUUGUAAAUAGACUUUGCAAAGAUAAUUCUCAUCAUGUCGAGACAUGUAUAGGGGAUAUCCUUCAAAACGGCUGAAGCUCCCGAGGAAAUCCUGUACUGUCUGUCACGUUCAAAUCUGCUCUCUUAUAUCAUAAGUACCUUACUGGAUUUGGUUUAAAGUGCAGGAGGAAAAUGAUAACUAAGAAGUUAUCUGAAGGUAUUAGUCUUUCAAAUUUCGAAUAGGAUAGAGUUUUUUAUAUACUGAAAAAUAAAAAACUGACACAUUUAUCCUCCACCUCAUAUACUUGUACAUGCAGAAUUUUGUGCAAGUUGUUAACACACUAAUAUGGUAUGCAAGUACA
Ilex paraguariensis (yerba mate) is the source of this 2383-nucleotide messenger RNA. NCBI's taxonomy places the organism in Eukaryota, Viridiplantae, Streptophyta, Magnoliopsida, Aquifoliales, Aquifoliaceae. The record is from the annotation of a GenBank genome assembly.